ACCUGGAAAAAGCGCACAGUCUACAACGCAAAAUAUAGGCCAAUCCGCCAUAUACUCAAAGUCUUUAAUAUUAAACGAAAGGAUAGAGCUGAAGUAUAAUUUCAUACGUGCCACUUUAGCAGCAUUAUUAUCUUGCGUUAUGCGUACUGAUUACUGACUCUGCUGUCCUUGCAUUCACCGUGGGGACACGUACUGGACUGUCUGUUAACAGCUGGGAGGAGGCUAUCGCUUUGUGUACUGGCAGCACGUCAGAGGGUUUCUGUUUUCCUCUUACAUCAUUCAAGGUAUCGAACCGGCUGCAAGCUGUGCAGAGAUGAUGUAGCAUCAUGGAAAUUAGUACAGUUUUUCCCACAGUCAGAAAGGAGAAGAGAAUAUGUUUGGCCGCAGCCUUGCGCCGUUUUAUUGCUCCUGCCGCACCUGGACAGGUUUGUGCCAUCAUAUUUUAACACCACUGAGACGAUCCCUUCCAUUUGGCUAAUGGAAGACGUGCACAAGGGUGAAAUAAUAAAAUGCUUGCCCGAAAAGGUAUCAUCCCAGAAGAAUAUCUCAUAACAAGAUUAGCAGAAGACAACAACCAGCCAACAUAUCGCACAAAACCUAGGAAGGCACGUUUUGUUGCUAAAAAUGGAGCCUGCAAUGUCGCUCACAAGAACAUCCGUGAGCAAGGUCGUUUCCUCCAGGAUGUCUUCACUACCUUGGUUGAUCUUAAGUGGCACCACACUCUCCUUAUCUUUUCAAUGUCCUUCAUCUGUAGCUGGAUGCUCUUUGCAAUGGCAUGGUGGCUUAUUGCCUUUGCACAUGGUGACCUUGAACCAAAGGAGGAGCCUUUUAUACCCUGUGUGACCAGCAUUCACUCCUUCACCUCAGCAUUCCUAUUUUCCAUUGAAGUCCAAGUUACUAUUGGGUUUGGGGGACGGAUGGUAACAGAGGAAUGUCCCCAAGCUAUCACAGUUCUUAUCGUCCAGAACAUCUCUGGUUUAAUUAUCAAUGCUGUUAUGCUGGGAUGCAUCUUCAUGAAGACGGCCCAGGCAAACAGGAGGGCAGAGACGAUCAUCUUUAGCAAACAUGCUGUUAUAGCCUGCAGGAAUGGCAAGUACUGCCUUAUGUUUCGGGUGGGUGAUCUUCGGAAAAGUAUGAUCAUCAGUGCCUCCAUCAAGAUGCAGAUUAUCAAGAAGGCUGUCACUGCUGAAGGUGAGGUGGUACCACUAUCCCAAAUAGAUAUUCUAGCAGAGAAUCAAGUAGGAACUAACUCCAUCUUCCUGGUGUCUCCCCUUAUCAUUAGCCACACUAUUGACAAGAACAGCCCUCUCUAUGAGGUGUCAGCAUCUGAGCUUCACAGCUUAGACCUAGAAGUGGUUGCCAUAUUGGAAGGGGUAGUGGAGACUACUGGGAUAACCACCCAGGCACGGACUUCCUACCUGCCAGAUGAAAUUCUCUGGGGUUAUAGGUUUGUUCCUAUUGUAUCUGAGGAAGAUGGAAGGUACUCUGUGGACUACUCAAAGUUUGGCAAUGCAGUGAAAGUGUCCACACCACUGUGUAGCGCUCAAGACUUAGACAUUAAGAGGACAUCCCAUCUUCCACAAUGGGUUUCACAAAAUGGCUGUGUUAAGAAACAUAAAUAUAAUAACAAUAAUAAUGUGGUGAACAAUUCGGAAAUGUAUGAGGAGCAUGCUGUUCUGUUUGCCUCGGCUGAGUCUUUAGAUUUAUGACAUUCCAAAACAGUUUUUUUUGUAUGUUUGAUGAAAGAUUAAAAUAAUAUGGAUUUAAAUGGAAUUUUUAGCCAUGUGAAAACUUAAUCAUUGACUCUUGAUCUUGGAAUUUCAAGGAUUCUUUUACUUAACUCUCAGUCAGAAUCAGAUGACCCUUAAAUCAUAAGGUAAACAGGUAAAACAAACUGUUUUUACCACAAUGAAGAACUUCAAAAUUAUCAUCACCACAGUGUUAAAACAAUCUUCUUCUGCACAAAAUACCAUAUUUCCUGCCAUAAUAUGUCACAUGGCUUUAGAAAUGAAAUGUUGAGGGAACCUGCAAAUAAUUUUAAUCGUUUUCAUUCCAUUUAUUAAAUAAAUUGCAUCAACAAGGCACCAAAGGAAUCUGAGUCCCAAUUGUAUUUUGUAACUAAAACAAAGACGGUAGACUAGUACGUAAAAUAAAAUACUAAUAUUCACAGGCACUGUAUCACCCUGCUAGUUAGUUGUCCAUAUCACUAUAAUAUUUUCUUGAUUCAUUUUUAUCAGACCUGACAAAACUGUUUAUUUGUUCAUUACUAUACCAUGCACUAUAAUGUAAUUUAGCUAAAUGCAUUGUGAAUUGUAAAUGCUUAGCAAAGUGUAAAUCACGUAUCACAUAUGCUAUGGUAAACAUUUUAGUGGCCUUUUUGUUUUUAAGAAUAUCUGUUUUGUUGAAUGGACUUCUUUGUUUACAUCUGUCAUUUCAGAAUUUUUUUUUAGUAUUGAUAAAGCAUACCAUCCAGAAACAUGCUCCCUGCGUUUGUGGGAAUGGGACUACACUUGUGUGUUUCUGGUGUGUGGAAGGUUACAUUAUGGAAGUGGUUAUGCAAUUCCAUAAGCCUUGGUUACACUCUCAAUGAAAUGUUUUUAUAAAACAGGCUAUAAAAUCUGCUACUAAGUAUUUUCUUAAAAGAUGGUUCAAAAAAUAUGACUGUGUUAAGUACUUAUGUCCAAUAAUAAAAACAUUGUGUGAAAAUAUAUAUAGAAUUCUAAAGACAGAGUAAACCCUUUUCUUUGUAGAGUAAUGUAGGGCUCUGUUCAGUUGAAGAAUCUUCGUGUGUGGGGAAGACUAGCACAUCUUGAAGUAAGCCCAAUGAACAGAUCGUUAUGUGUUGUGUAUCCUUGAUCAGGCAAAUGACUGCAGAAAAAUUUUUCAUGCCUUAACAGAUUAGCAAUUCUCUGUGACAUUCUUUGCAAGCCAUAAUGACCAAGUUUCUGUAGUGCACAUAACUGACAGCAAGGUACUAAUAAAUCUAUGUUACCCA
Messenger RNA from Protopterus annectens (West African lungfish), 2995 nucleotides. Its product is annotated as ATP-sensitive inward rectifier potassium channel 11-like. The transcript is spliced from 2 exons. NCBI's taxonomy places the organism in Eukaryota, Metazoa, Chordata, Ceratodontiformes, Protopteridae. The record is from RefSeq and is a predicted model, not a curated record. Gene Ontology annotation, biological process: regulation of monoatomic ion transmembrane transport; potassium ion import across plasma membrane. Gene Ontology annotation, cellular component: plasma membrane. Gene Ontology annotation, molecular function: ATP-activated inward rectifier potassium channel activity. Bases 510 to 1709 code for a protein of 399 amino acids.